Messenger RNA from Ceutorhynchus assimilis (cabbage seed weevil), 6243 nucleotides. NCBI's taxonomy places the organism in Eukaryota, Metazoa, Arthropoda, Insecta, Coleoptera, Curculionidae. The record is from the annotation of a GenBank genome assembly.
UGUAAAUCGGGGGCGGCUGAACACCGGAGCGAGUAGCUCGAGUGUUUCAAACUCUUGAAAGGAAUACAACUGUUCUCUACUGACUACGACUCUUUUUUCUGCUUCCUUUGUGCUAGGCAACUAAAAACAGUUUCAAUUGAACUGGUGACGUCACAAACGUGUAAUACUGCGUUGCAUUUAGUUCAAGCAGCCAGGUUCAAGUUAGUGCAAGAUAGAGAACCCUCGUGUUUCUGCUGCCAGUAUCCCUUUGAAAUUUUUGAAAAAGAAGAGGUGGUAAAAAAUUAGACUGUCUAACCUCAAAUUGUGUGAUUUUGAUUUAAAUGUUGCCCGUUCGGCGUUCCUUCAGUAACUUGUUCGUGUGUGGUUUGCCGGUUUGAAAUUAAAUUUUGGGGUAAAAAUGGGUAUUGAUCAGCAAUUAUCCGCUGUCGAAACUGAACUAUACGAUCGCCAAAUCAGAUUAUGGGGCAUUGAGUCACAAGAAAGGUUACGAGCCUCGAACGUGCUCCUCAUCGGGGUAAGAGGUCUGGGCUCGGAAAUUGCCAAAAACAUUCUUUUAUCUGGCAUCAACUCCUUGGUUAUUCUAGACGAUGGCAUUGUAUCUGAAGAGGAACAACAGAAGAACUUUUUUUUAACCCAAAACAGUAUAGGGAAAAUGAUUGCUGAAGAAUUUAUCAUAAAAGCGCAACUCCUCAACCCUUUGGUCAAACUUACUGCUGACACAUCAGACCCAACAAAAAAAGACGCUAAAUUCUUCGAAGGCUUCACUAUGGUUGUAGCCACACGCAUCAAGACUGAUUUUCUCAUGAAAAUUGACCAAAUCUGUAGGGCCAGCAAAAUCAAACUGCUUUUUGGAGAUGUUUUUGGAUCAUUUGGCUACUCUAUCAGUGAUUUUCAAGAGCAUGAGUAUUAUGUGGAUCAAAUUAAGUUCUCUACAGUAAAACGAUCUCUGCUUGAUAUAGGCACAAGGCCUGAAAAAUCUGAAAAAGAAAUUGUUAAAGUCAAACAUCAACUCGUUUUUCCCGAGUUAAAAGAAGUACUUAUCAUGCCUAAUACUGAGCAAAGUGUUGAUCAUAUUAAAAAAAUCAGAAAAAUAAAUCCCUAUUUUUAUUUCAUGCUGAUUCUAUUGGAAUUCCGCAACAGGCAAGGCCGUAACCCUGAAAUAUCUUACAAAAUCAAAGAUGUUCAGUUAUUGAAAGACAUCAAAAAGGAGGUUCUACGUGACUAUGGUGCAGAUCGCUUUGAAAGUGAAUUGGAUGAUGAUUUAUUUGAGCUGGUUUUUGGUGAAGUUGUUCCAGUUUGUGCUAUAGUAGGUGGGGUACUGGCGCAGGAAGUUAUCAAGGGUGUAUCUAAAAAAGAAGUCCCUAUUUAUAAUGUGUUUUUGUUUGAUCCAUUAACUUAUUCUGGUAAAGAACAACUUAUAAAGACCAGUAAGCAGUAUUAGAUUAUUUAAGUAUUUAACUAAAUUUAAGUAUAAUAUGUCUAGGGUAGUUCUGAGAGUAAUGGACACUGAUUCAGUAGAGGACCUGUCUGCCUUGAGAACUCCUGAAUCUUUAAACUGUACCUUCAAUUUAUUCGAUUUUCUGAUAACUAUGCUUGGUUGGCUAUGCUGCUGUUCCCCUUAGUUCGGCUAAAUCAUUCCUUUUUGAAGUCCUUGUGCAAAUAUUAGAUUGUGUCACUAUAAUUAUUGUCAAUAUGAUAUUGUUUUCGUGUAGCACAGUCUAAGGUAAGUAUACAAUUCAUCUAGCCAUGAAUUAUGCAACUACCUCAGUCAACAAUCAGAAAAAAUGAAAACUUUCACAACUUUUACAUUAGCGCAGAAAAACUUUUUGUGCAUCUUUGCAAGUAGAUAUCGUAAGUGAAAAAUCAAGGCGAUUUGAUUGAACUUGCUCCAUUUGUUGAUUACAAAGGUUGUAUUAAAGUAAAUGACAGUAAUUGGAACGUUUCCUGCAGAUCUCAAAGUUCUAACCCCCAAGUUAGUAAUUCCCAAGGUAUUUCCAUACAAAAAAAUGCCAGAAGCUAAAGUGAAAUCUGUUCUUACAAAGCAUUCCAAAUGAAAUUGUCCAAAGUGGCUGGAAGUCCCAACUAUUAUUCAACAAGCAAAACAAGCUUCGUCAUAUCCAUCAAUUACACCCAUCAGGUCUGGAAGAUAUAUUGCCGAAAAAAUAUGAUUGCUCUUUAGGGGAUGCCCAAGAGUUUGCUGCUUUCCUUUUACCAAUGUUGCAGUUUGAUGUGGACAAAAAAGCUACCGCAUCAGAAUUAGGGUUGGGUAAAUUUCACUUUUCACUUCAUCUGGAAAUUUCACUCUGAAAUUUUCAUGGAAAUAUUGAAAUUUUUAAAAUUUCCGUGAAAUGUUCAAAAUUUCUGAAUUUUUCUGAAAAUUUCCAAAAUAUCAUGAAAUUUUCUAACUGAAAUGAUUCACUAUGAAAUUUUCAAUGAAAUUUCAUAAAAUUCCAUGAAAUUUUCUAUAAAAUUCCAUGAAAUUUUCUAUAAAAUUCAAUGGGCUCUCACUAAUUUUUGAAAUUGGCAUAUUUGGAUAAAGCAACUAAAAACAGAAUUUUCUGUAUUUUUACUUUUGAAAAAUUCAUAGUCCUUCUUGAGAAAACAGAAAAAAAAGAAAUGCCUCCAAAUAAAAACCCAGAAUUUAUUUCUAUGACGUUGCAGCUCGCAAUUUGACCGUGUUGCCACUAAUUGACAACAUUGAAAAUUUGUAAUAGAUUUAAUUCUGAAAUGUUCGCAAAAUAUGAAAAGUAGGUAAAUUAAUUAGUUAGUAUUCGAGAUUUUAUAACUUUUUUAUUGAAAUUAUGCUUAAACACAAUUUAAUAGAAUUUUUUAUGUUUAGUUUUAUUUAUUUUUUUUUACAUUGCACUACAUUUAGUCACCACCGACAACAGCGCAUUCGAGCCUUUACCUGCUUUUACACAGCCGAAGCGGUCAGCUCCUUGCAACAACAAGCGAAAUGAAAAAUAUUUAUGUGACGUCAGCAAAUCGGCGCGUUUUAAAUCAAUUUGAAUUUCGCCAAUUUCAAAUGCCUGUAAAAAACUUAUUUAACCUUGUAGAACAUUUUUUUUUUGGUAUACAGAAUGUUUGAAGCACCCAUGGCUGAACUUCAAUAAGCCCCUGUAAAUAAUUGUUUAAAGAGAUAAUUCAUUCUGCCUUUCAAAAUUGUUGUUGAUGAAAAAGCGAAAAUCCAUGGUUUGAUAUUUCAUGCCAUCAAUAUUGAAAAAAGGACUCUUAUAUUAAAUGUACUAUUUUAUAAAUUUACUAUUUUAUAAAUGCAUUAUAGCUCUUUUCCCACACAAUCACACAAAAUACCGAUAUUGCAGUUUUCAAACCACCAAAAUGUGGAUAGGAAUCUCUCAGAGAUUGGAAAUUAGAAAAUUUCAGAAAGGAUGUACCUGGGUCUUGAAAUUGGACUAACCUGUGCCAGAAAUGGUUAUUUUUGGAUGUAAUUUAUUUAUUUCAUUUACUACAGUUGCAAGCAAUGGUCGUAUGCAAAGAUUUUUCAAGGAGAAUAUUUCUCGUAUCGUUGACGGUACGGUGACGUGUCGGUGCCGGCACGUAUAGUAUGAAUCGCGCUUUAGGCGUGCCAUAAUCUUAAAGCUAAUAAUGACGUGAAGUCUGAAGUUGAUAAAUUCCUUCUUUAAUUAAGGAAAAAACUGGGAAUAAACCUUAUUGUGCAUUAUAAUUGAACUUGCUUUGGGAGAAGUUUUCUUUAUAACUUGUAAACCGACUUUAGCAUAUAAUGCGCAUAGAUGGUAAUUCUAUAGUUUCUUUACAUCUGCAUAAUCACCUCAAUGUAGGUAGGGUUUUAACAUGCUAGGAAACUGUAGAGAAGUUUUUAGAUAAAUUUACAUUUAGGUAGGUAUUAUUUUGUACAACUUUGGGGACGUUGAUUUCAUAUCACUAAAAGUCCACUUGAAUAAUCCAUUCACUGUUAAAUUAGUGUUUGACUGUUACUGGAAACCAUUCAACCCCCAAAAUAAGUAUUUCAGUAGUGGAAUCCACCAUCUCCUAAAAAGCUGGAGCCUCAAGUACAAACAUCCAGCUGACUUUCAGAACUACUGUGCUCAAAGUUUUUGACCUUUAUUCUACUUUUCUAAUAAAACUCUUGUUUAUUAGUUAAUUUCAACCUGGCAGAGGUUACACAACAAUAAAUAUCAUAUCAGGUAAAAAUAGAUCUUAUGACGGUAUUUUAAGUUCACGGGUAAGAAAUUACGAGACUUAUUAUUGUACCGAAUCGCCGGCGUAUCUUGAUUUAAACGCUUUUGUACUAGAUAAUUGAAAAUAUAUUUUUCAGUGGGAACUAUUUUUAGAAUACACGCAGCUUCUUUUGUUUUAUAGCUAAUAUUGGACAGUGAUCAAAGGUUUUCCAUACAAUAAUUAUCAUUUUAAAUUUUGUAUGCUUUGCACUAAUUCGUUCCGCCUAUCCGUUCAUGUUGCCAAAAGUCAUUAUUAUUUUACUAAUUUAAAUUUUAUUGUUUUCUUGUUAUUUCCUAUUAAUCAUUCCAGUUUGCUUUAGUACCGUUAAGCUUUCGAGAUUUUCUGUUUUCGAAAUAUUGGAUGGAAUUAGCCGAACACAAAAUAGAAAAGGUUUAUGAAUUCUGUUUAUCAAAACUCGCAGAGCUUUGUGGAAAUGUUAAGUAGCUUUUGAGAUGUAAAUCCAUAUUACGCAUUUGGAAGAAUUCUGAAAUUAUAGUUAGCAGUUAGCAGAUUUGAGGGAAAAAACUGGGAUUAACCCUACAAUACCGUGAUCUAAAUGCAGUAACCGUAAAAUAUACAAGGUGUUACUAAAUAUCAUGUCAUUGAAGGAGGUAAGUCUUUGGGAUAUUCUAUGGAAAUUCAUGUGAAGAUGUGCCCUAUAUUGCAUAAUAUUUGGAGAUACAGGGCGGUAAAGUUUCAAAAGAAAAUCAGUUUUUCAACUUUAUCAUAAAUACUCUGCUUCUUGCAUCCCACUGGGUGUCAUGUUAUAUUCGAGUCUGUUAUUUAACUAAAACACAUAGUAAUAAUUUACUAAAGACACUCGUUUAUUGGUUUUUCUGGUACCUUACAUUAUGCAAUUUCUCCCCAUAACAUGAUCCUAAUUUUCCUCGUAUCUGUCACCCAUGUCAUUAGCUAAAGGUCGAUUUACAUAAGUAAACACAAGACAUAUUUUCUAGCUAGCGAGAGUACCUAGUAUAAGAAAAAAAAUAAUUUUUAAUCUAAGUACAAACAUAGUCACUCAAAAAACUUAAAGAGUCUUCAACAUGCGACCAAAUCUUGAAACCGGAUUUGUCAUAGCCUUUGCAUUGUCCGGAAUAUUAUUGUGAUGAGACAAGUUGGUACAGUCAAUUAGGCUUUCAGUUUCUAAAUUAUCAGUUUUCUCGAUUGUAUCAUUACAAUUCUUUUUAACAACAAAAUCAUAUUUAUUAUUAUGAUCAUUUUGAAAUUUGAUGUUUGUUGAUGCUUUAUACAAAUUAAAUCUGUUUCAAGAUUACCUGUAGAAAGCUGGACAAAAUAGGACCUUUUUUGGUGCUAUUGUAUAUAUACUUUCAUGAUUUUCCAUCUUUUUUUUAGAAGCGCGCUUUUAUAUUUUGAUCAGUGAUUUGUCUAGUAGUGCAAUCGUGAGUUAUUUUUAUGCGCAUUUCAUUGAUUUUGUGUAUAGAAAGACAACUGUUUUAAAUAUACAACAUCCUCAGAUUUAAAAUACCUACUACAUAUUCAGAGCCAGACUUCUUAUUUUUCCAUAUAACUACCCCAUUUAAUUUUUUUUACAUAUUUUAUAUCCCAAAAAUUAUAUUUUUCCAAAGUGUUCAUUACUGCCUCCAAAUAGUGUCCAUUACUUAGUCAGCAUUUGUCAUUAAAAAAAUGAUAUUUUAUUUGUAAAACCUAAUAAAAGUUACUGAUGACUCUGUUAUAUGUUAUGUGAUGUUUAGUUAGUACACUUAUAACUGCACCACCCUACAUUAUCAAAGAUGCUGAUCUCUACAAUCGUUUUUUCAUAGGAGGAUUCAGUGUCCAUGACUACCUCGACCUGAACUACCCUAUCGCUUGUAUUUGUAAGCUUUGAUACUUUUUCUUCAUAAAAUUAAAAUGUGAAACUUGUAUAGUAGUAAUUUUUUAUUCCCUAUCCUAGCGCCAUUAUUUUUUUAGGGAAAUUUAUAUUUGAACAAUAUAUUUUUUGGCAAUGUAAUUACGUAAAACAAAAUACCAAUUAUUCAGUUUACAAGGAAACCGAGUUGCGUAAUGUAUGGUGGAAUAUAUUUG